Molecule: messenger RNA, 3918 nt
Organism: Aspergillus saccharolyticus JOP 1030-1
Lineage: Eukaryota; Fungi; Ascomycota; Eurotiomycetes; Eurotiales; Aspergillaceae
Exons: 7
Coding region: 1-3918 (1305 amino acids)
Biological process (GO): maintenance of mitotic sister chromatid cohesion; mitotic sister chromatid cohesion
Cellular component (GO): chromatin; SMC loading complex
Molecular function (GO): double-stranded DNA binding; protein binding
Source: RefSeq, a predicted model, not a curated record
AUGGCAUAUAGCUUACGUCGUGCGGCCGAAAAAGUGAAGAUCAUCGCCAAAAUGAAUCGGUGGACGCGGAGCCAGACCAACGGAAAGGGCAGGGAUUCUGCUUCAAGUGGGCGAUGCUUCCUUCUCGAACUUCCAACUGAGCUACUAUUGGCGAUCAUUUCUCAUUUGUCGAUAAUCCCCGAAGCUUGUCUAGCACUGACAUGCAAGCGACUUUACGCGAUAUCCGGCGCGAUUCUGGGAGCCAAGUCUCUUCAUUUCAGUCGCGACUUCGCACCACUUUUUCAUCACUACCGGAAUGGCCACAACUUCGUCACUCCGAGAUGGCAGUUGAUCAACCUCCUAGAAGACGGCCGAUGGCGCGCUUGCUCGAAAUGUCUGAAAUUGCAUCUACGGAGCUCGUUUCCUCCCCGCGAACUAAGACGGAAGUCGGACGAUCGAGCAUGCAACCUGGGCAGUUCUGCGGGAAUAGUAGAUCUAUGUCCAUGCAAAAAGCUCACAUUUCAAGACAAGACGGAUCUCGUACAACUUUUGAAGACCCGCCAGAAAUCCGUCAACGCCCUUGCCCUGCGAUUUGGAAGUGGUGUUCGGCAAGAGCGCUUUUGCUGGCACUCUUGCAGAGAAAACUAUGGGUCAACACAGCUUGAGAUUGCAAUAUACCCGGAGCUGGAUCAAGACGACCUGUUGAGGAUCCAUACGGAGUAUCAUAUGACGACAGGCACAGGCCAGCUCGGAAGAGAAGAGUCCAUCACACCUCGCUUUGGCUGCGCUCACCGAUCAGUCGACCUGUGGUUAUCCAGUGUCUGCCAAACCACUGUCUGCCGUCUUUAUGACAGCCACUGUGCCUCAUGCCAGCGAAUCUCAGUCUGCAACACAUGUAAUUCGUCUUUACGGUGUCCGCGCAAACAACCCUGUCGGGUGGACGAGGUAAUCGAUAAGGCCACCUACCAUUUCUGGACGGAAAGAUGUCUUGGAGGCACAAGUCAGGUACCAGACCAGGCAUGGGCAUCUCAGCGGAUCCAUCCCGCGGAGAAUCUUUUUGAUGCUACUAAUUGCAGCGAGAUGUGCCCUUGGACUAUCCGAGAACAUCCUCCUCUUGAAGAAGCCCCAACCCUGGGGAUGAAUAUACUUGAACCAGCAAUGCAGGACCAAUCGCUCAACCAAGGAUCAGCAGUGCGCAGUGAGAUAAAUGAAAAUCUUCUGCGUUUUGGGGCGAUGAGCUACCCACCACCCCAUAACGGCCAAUAUCCUUCGCAGUACAUGCAACAACCCCCCAAUCUGCCGCACCAUCACCAACAGACCAUCAUUCACCCGCAGCAGCUUCUCUACAAUAACAAUGUCAACACAACUGCUUCGCCAUAUCAAUAUGGCAAACAGAUGGUUUAUCCUCAAGUCAUGAUUCCGACCUAUCCUACCUAUACUCAACCUUACGCUCCGCAGCAGCAACAACAACAACAGCAGCAGCAGCCAUCCCAACAGCAACAGCAACAGCAACCCCAAUAUGUGAAUCCGUCUGAAUUGUUCCAGCCGCCGCCUCUCCCAGCUACCUCACCUCCUCGAUUUCCUCACAGUUCGUCUCAGUACAGCGCGACGCCCGCAAUCACUGCUGCAGGCAGCACGCAUUCCCCUAUUCUUCCUACAUCGACCGCUACUCAGCCAGCGUACUAUGUUGACCCAAGCCCCAAUCAAGGCAACCAGGCCUCCUACAACGACAAUACUCAAGCUACCCCGAACCCGCUGGUCGUAUCAGCACCAUCCGUCUCAGCAUCCUCCGCUCCAGCACCCUCCGUUCCCGCUGCACCCGUUGCUGCUACCCCGGUCCCUGCUAAACGACCCGCCACAAAAUCCGUGUCUGCAACCCCACCGGCUCCGUCCCCGAAACCUGUCCAGGUCCUCAUUCCAGCGCCUUCUCCAGAUGUCCAGCACAAGCUGCAGGGAAAGUCCUCAAAGAAGCAAAUGCCGCGACAGACACCGCAACAGUCGAUGAAAUCGUCUACACAGAAGUCGGCGAGAACUCCGGAUUACCAACUUUUGCUGUUGGCUAUGGCGGAUGAGUAUCUCGACGCAGCGCACAGUCUUGGAACCAUGGUGGCCUUACUGAGACGGGAGGUGGAUAUGGAGGAGUACUAUAAGCUGGUUGCAACGGGGCUCGGCUGCCUGGAGGCGGUAUUGAAGAAUUGGAGACUUCAACCCCGGGUUGAGGCUCUUGUGCGCUUGCGGUAUGCACGGAUAUUGUUCGAGGAAACAGACAAUGAUCUCGAGGCUGAGACUGCUUUAAGCAAAGGCAUUGAUUUGUGUGAGCGGAAUCGCAUGUUGGAUCUUAAGUACAGCAUGCAGCAUCUUUUGGCUCGGAUGUUACACAAAACAAACCCGAAGGCCUCGAUGAAAGCUGUGGACGGAAUGAUACAAGAUGUUGAAGCCUAUCGCCAUUCAGCCUGGGAAUAUGCUUUCCGUUUCCUUCGCGUGUCACUUUCGCUCUCCUCUCACGCCCAUCAGGAUUCAGUCUCAGCAUUGCAACACCUCCACAAAAUAACUAACAUGGCCCACCGCAAUGGCGACAAGGCUGUAUCAGCUAUUUCUGCGAUUAUCGAAGCGCUCGCACAUUUGCAGCAAGGCACCGGGUCCGACGCGAUCGAGCAGGCUCAACGCGCAGUGGCGGCAGCACGAAGCCAUCAACUAAACGAUGAUUUUCGCCACAUCCCGCAGCUGACGACGCUGGUUCAGAUCGUCGAUAUAUGCUGUAGCCUUUUGGACUACGACGUCAAUCAGUCGUCUCAGAAGCUGAAAGUCAUGCAAGACAUGAUGGACGAGCGGUUGAAUGACUCGAACUGGCGUGAUGACGGGUCCUUUUCCAUCCCUUUGAGUGGCAAGUCGGCUGGUCCUUCUUCCAUUGAUACUGGGGACAUCCUCCAGGUUCAGAGCGGCACACUACUGUUGAGCUUCAACUGGUUACCGCAGCACGACCUCUAUGCACUUUGCUACUUUCUCAGUUCCAUCACUCUCAGCUGCAAGAAUUCAUACGACGGACGCAAAGCGGAGAAAUUUCUGCAGGAAGGCAUACGCAUGGUCACGGGGAGUUUCAAAGCGCCGCAAGACAUCACCGAGUCGGUAGUCAACGCCAACAAGCGCGUUCAAUGGCGCCGAACCCUGCAUUGCAGCCUCCUCGUCCAACAAGUCUUCCUCGCCUGCGGACGUACCGACUGGGACCUGGCCACGAAAACAUUACAUGAAUUGCGCCAAGAAGCCAAGGGCCUCGGUGACCAGCUUCAUGACAACAUCAGAUGUAUGAUGGACUACGCGAGCGGCGCUAUCGCGCAAGCGACAGGCGACCUUCCUGCGGCCCUUGAGGCAUUCCAAUCACCAACUCUUUCUCUGCUCUCGUCCUCCAUUACUAGCAAGGCCGCUCGCAACGGCCCCCGCCGGGAUCUCUCGAUUCUGUCCGCGCUAAAUACCGUUCUCAUCAUCAGCGAACCGUCCCAUCCAUCUCAUCACCAAGUCCCCGCCAUCCUAGCCGCCGUGGAACCCUAUUGUACCUCUAGUCCCAGUAAAUACAUCCAAGCCGCCUACUACCUCGUCUGCGCUACCGUGCAGACCGAAUCCACCCUCCAAACAAAACAACACCUCCAACAAGCACUCCAAUCGGCCACCGCCAUCAGCAACAGUCAGAUUACCUGCAUGACCCUCACCUUCAUGAGUUGGAAGUACUUCCGCGGCGUCGUCGGCGAACAAGCCGAAAAGAGCGCCCGGGCUGGCCGCGCCAUGGCCAGAAAGGCCAACGACCGCCUCUGGGUCAGCGUCACCGACGAAAUGCUCGCGGAGACGCUGGAACGGCAAGGCAAGAACGAAGAAGCUAAGGGCGUAAGGGAAGAAGGUCAUCGCGUGAUGAGCGGCUUACCGACGGCCUUGAGGCGGCCGGUAUAG